GGAUACCGUACAAAACGCAUCGAUGAAUGAUCCAUCAGUGACACAUACCUGGGACAGCUUUGAAAGUGCAUGUACUUGCAGUACUUAAAACCAAUUUUGAUUCCGAUCACUCUCCGGGCGACAAGCUCGUUACCGUGUAUAUCCACCUUCUUUGACGAAUGCAAAUUGUGGGAAUUUUGAGGCUGCUGUUCUCCUUAUUUUUCGUGAAACGCUGUCAAGAGAUUCAUUUUUGACACCAAAAUGUUGUCGCUUGAGGACAUUGCUGAGAAUCAGGAUAUUUUCCAGCGCCAUUUGCUGCCAUAUCUUCCAAUCGUAGAGGUUGUAAGAUUGCAGCGUGUGUCAACAAGAUUUGGGUCUCUUAUCAACGAUGAAAGCUGCUGGAAGAUUCUUUCUGAGCGGGAUUUCGAAGUCGACAACAAAGCAGCACCAGAAUACAAUCCACAUACGAAAAGCUUCGAUAACUUGACGGAUCAGGAAAAUUUCAAAAAGUCUUACCAACAGUGGGCGGAAUGGAGGCAGCAAACCUGCUUCGCGAUCGAACCACGCCAUAUGAUACAAUCUAUUGGAUUGUGGUCACGUUGCAAAGCGGUUUUAAGAAAGCAAAAUCUAGACAAAAUUGUUGAAUCCCUCAUGCCACCACCAAGUCGAGAAUUUUUCGAAGUUGCCGCGGAGACUACGCUUCCAUCGUCUCUUCUCGCAUUCUAUGCUAUACAUGCCGGUCAGUCUCAGUUGACACCACGAAGUUCAGAUGACGACUUUUUUGCGGGUUUGUUUGGAAGCUAUUCGUGUUACAAUUCUUUCUUCUCGAUGCGACUUUUUCAUGUAAGCGAAGCCGCCGUUGCUUCGAUUUCAAAUUCUAUCUGGGUAGUUGGGUUGAACCUGGGAAUGCCACGAACGUUUUUAGUACUCGACUUGAGCAAUGUCGACGAAGGACUCGAAGGUUCAAUGUACUUUGGAUAUCAAGGAAUGAAUCAUGCCCAUUUAGUUUGUCAGGGUGGGAUCUUAUCUUAUUUUGAAACAUAUGUUGAAAGACUUGAAAGCAGCAUGUAUACUUCGUGCAUUAUUCAUCCAGAUUCUCCUACAUCGUUGGGUCUUUCUUUGUUCCCUGAAACCGGUGACACUGUCAGCGUUGCUGUCUCUCACGGCGUGGAAGUACGAGCUAGUGCUAGAUGGUUUCCCGAACGCACAUACGACGGACCAAUGAAUUUUGGUUACAGCAUUCGUAUCACCUUAGCAGAAAGCGACUCUGAUAGCGGGGAAGUGUCCUGUCAACUUGUGGGCCGAAACUGGGAAUUUCGUUACGAAGAUGGUACUGUGAAUCGUGUCCAAGGAGAAGGGUGUAUAGGAAAGCAACCUCUAUUCUUCCGAAAUCGAGACGGCACGUCGGGUUAUAUCGACUUGGGACCAGCAGGAACCGGCGAAGCUAAUCUUAAUUCUACCUUUCGAUAUCAGAGCCAAUCCGGUCCAGUUCCAGGCACUUCUUCGAAUAAUGUGGCGAAAACUACCAAUUGCCGCGUCAAAGGGACAUUCAGUUUUCGACCCGGAAGUAUCGAGGAACCAAACGGGUCUCUGUUUUUUGUGACUGUUGGUGAAUUCCCUCUACGUGUUCCUAUGCCGUUCUACUAGAGCGCUAUAGUUGGUCCGCAUUCCAAUAUCUACUACUAGAUCAACAACAAGAAUGGGUUUUGGAGAUUGAGUUCUGUACUAUCAAUAGUGCACCAAUACUACUUCUCGCAACUACUACUACUGCUGUACUACUAGUAGUAAUUGUUGUCUUGGACUGGUCAAACGCCCGUGCUGGCUUCUCCUCCCUGGUGCUAGUAGAGUGAUAGCUGGUACUAGUAGUGGUGUGGCGAAUGCUGCUAUGAGGGAUUUUUCAUUGCGAACACAACAAGUAAUGAAAACAACAACAAGAA
Messenger RNA from Pseudo-nitzschia multistriata, 1916 nucleotides. Lineage: Eukaryota; Bacillariophyta; Bacillariophyceae; Bacillariales; Bacillariaceae. The record is from the annotation of a GenBank genome assembly.